AUGUCAAACAGCACCACCUCAACUCACCCAAAUGCCACUCCCAUGCAAUUAACUGCCGACCACAUUGAAUCUUCUAAUGACAACUCACCAACUCUGAUAGAAUUAAAAGAAGUUAACAACAAGGAAGAAGAAGAACAAACUCAACAACAAGAAACAAACUUUGAGGAUGACAAUGAUGUCUGUAGUGAUUCAGAUAGUGUCUAUGUUCAGGUUGCUACCAGAAAAACUCAACGUCUUACCCUCACUUCUAUCAAACCACAAAUUGACAAGUUUCGAAUAGAUAGAGCUCAAAAUUCAUCACCAAUUGCUUCCGGAAAUGUUGCUGGAAACAAUCUAACUACUGUAAAGAAACCAACAACCGAAUCAAUCUUCACCAAAACAACUGCAAAAACAGGGAAAUCUGGCAAGUCCUCUCUCUCUUCUGUCACCUUUCGAAUUCCAACAUGUUGUGGUAUGAUUGAAUUGAAUCUAGUGAGAGUCUUAUCUCUAUUGGGAAUGUUAUUGAAUAUUGGUGCAUUCAUUGCCAUUGCAGUGAUUGUUGGAAAUGCUUUCAAAUUGGAUGCCAAGAAAGAAACUAAUCUCCUCUUGCUCAGAACGGAAUUCUUGACCAAUUACUAUAAAAUAGAUUGCAUUGUCAAGACGGCAUGUGUAACUGGUGAUAUCCAACUCGUUGCUGAAUAUAACAUGCUGCAACCCAAUGCUAGUCAGCAAUUACUGGAAUUGAAGAAGAAUCUUCCGGCCGAAUCUUUGAAAAAUCUCAAAUUGGAUUUUGCCUCACCUCAAUACGUUGGUCUGAACAAUCUCAUUAUGGGUUAUAUUGCACAAGGAGAUUUGGAUUCUGCCAACUCUGUUCGAAAAAGUUUAUCCUAUCUCAUUAUGGAUGGCUAUACUAAUAUCCUUUUAAAUAUAGUUCGUACGGAAAUUGAUAAAUUAAGUGAAGAGAAACAGGAUUAUUUGAGAUUAUUUGGAGCUGUCAAUAUGAGUAUGGUUUUAUUUGGUGUGGCUAUUAGUGUGCCAAUUGUCUUGUUGAUUUUCGCCAUUGCAUUGUCGACAGAUGUGGCCAGUAAGAGAAAGCUCAAUAAGGCAACAGGUAUCAUGAUUAUGGAAGCAAUUGCAAGUGAAAAGUACAAUCCAAUAUUUAAAACAUUUUGUGAGAAGGAAUCAUGUUUGGAUUAUUUUACAUUAUUGGAUAAUUGUCAUGAUUAUCAUGAAUUAUGUGAUAGAGCUCAUGAUUUGAGAUAUUCUAAUCAUACAUAUGGCAAUGAUCAUUCAGAAUUGAAUUCUGCCUCAUCAAUUUCUGAAGACAAAAUCCACAAGGAACAAUUCGAAACCAUUGAACGAAACAAGUAUGAGGUGGCAUUUAAGAUAUUUUCCGAAUUCAUUGAUCCAAAUGGUGAAACUCCAAUCAAAACAAGUAAGAUACUCCAAGACCGAGUAAAGAAUGUAUUGGAUGAAUUUAAUGUUGGCAGCGUAUUGGACGAUGAUUUGUUUGAUGAAUUGGAAAAGCAAGUGUGUGAAAUGAUUAGUGAGCACUUUAUUAAAUUUAAACAACAAAUCAAACAAAAAAGAAGACAAAUUAAUUCAAAAAACAAGAUUGAAAAGGUCAAUAAAUAA
Molecule: messenger RNA, 1614 nt
Organism: Naegleria gruberi
Lineage: Eukaryota; Heterolobosea; Eutetramitea; Acrasida; Naegleriidae
Exons: 1
Coding region: 1-1614 (537 amino acids)
Source: RefSeq, a predicted model, not a curated record